AUUUUACCAUUCACUUCUCAGCGUUUAUGAAUAAAGGCGGCCAUAUCUAGAACUGAAGAUGUUGAUCGCAGGAGUUUUAAUAUCAUUUUUUUACCUCAAUGUUGCCUCAAGUUUUAAUCCGGGAAAAAGAGAUGAGGAAAUGAGAAGAGCUUUGUAUCUACGAAGCGAUGAUUCGCUUCGUAGAUACAAAGCUCUUCUCAUUUCCCGUCCGCAGAUAGAAAAGGAUCAGGAAUGGAACAAACAUAAUUUGGUUAUGAAUGAUUUUUACGCAGCCAGGGAUGAAGUUGCCAGAAGAAAUCUAAGGAUCCAACAAUGGAAAGACAUGGAACGAAUGAGGAGAAUGAGACAACCGCAGUUUUUCGACAUGACUAGAGAUGGAGCUAGAAUCAAGCAGCAAGAAAGUGGUUAUUUUAAGCGAGAAAUAGAUUACGUGCAUUGCAUGGACACUUGCAAAAAUGAAUAUGAUCCACAAUUAUGCUGUAAAAUGAAAUGCAAAAUGGAUUUUUGUUUAUUGCAACUUCCGGGAGUUGCAGCUUGAGUGCUACUGUUAUUUAUCUUUAAAUAUUAACUACGUGUAUUACUGUGUAUAUAGUUUUUGCUAUUGUUUUUGCUAUUAAAAAUGAAUGCUGGGA
Molecule: messenger RNA, 632 nt
Organism: Hydractinia symbiolongicarpus
Lineage: Eukaryota; Metazoa; Cnidaria; Hydrozoa; Anthoathecata; Hydractiniidae
Exons: 4
Coding region: 59-538 (159 amino acids)
Source: RefSeq, a predicted model, not a curated record